This is a messenger RNA of Tupaia belangeri chinensis (Chinese tree shrew), 10418 nucleotides long. RefSeq names its product WDFY family member 4 (gene WDFY4). The record is from RefSeq and is a predicted model, not a curated record. Lineage: Eukaryota; Metazoa; Chordata; Mammalia; Scandentia; Tupaiidae. Gene Ontology annotation, biological process: antigen processing and presentation. Bases 208 to 9750 code for a protein of 3180 amino acids. The transcript has 63 exons. Gene Ontology annotation, molecular function: protein binding.
AGGAGUGAUUCAUAGUGAAACGUUGCAGCCGGCUGACGACGACCGGGCAGGCCCUCUUCCCUGGACUCUGAGGGGCUGUGCAGGGGAUGGGGCACCCACACGAGCUGUCGUCUGCAGGCUCUGGCUGACCCUCCAGAGUCAUCGGGAGGCGACGCGGCAGGACUUGCUGUUCUCCAUUGUCCUGAAUUCAGAUCUGCGUUGUGCAGGAUGGACGCAGGAGGUCUGCCGGAGGCUGAGGGCAGAGCUGAGGACCCAGGUUCUGAAAGUGAUGGCCUGCCCACUGCUGCACAGCCUGCCUUCCCCCAGGGAGGGCAGCCCCCUGGCCCCACUGCUCUCUGGGACACGCUGGAAAGGAAGUUUCUGGAAUACCAGCAGCUGACUCACGGGAGCCCGGAUGAACGUCGGGAGAGCCUGUUGUGUCUUCUCCCCCUGUUCCUAAAGCUCUGUACUGCGUCCUGGAGCCUGGUCUGUGGUGUGGAGAAGACGGACGAAGGUGCUGCCCGUGGAGGGUGUGGUCCGGCGCGCAGCACACUGAAGGGGCGUGGAGUGUGCUUCAUUGCUUGCAGGGAGCAAGCGCGCGCGGCGGCUGAGCAGCUGCUGCGGUGGAAAGGCGCCGUGGACCAGGAUGACUUCCUGCUCCUGAAGUCGGUGUACGUGCUCACGGGGACAGACUCGGAGACACUGGGCCGCGUGGCAGAGUCCGGCCUCCCGGCCCUGCUCCUGCAGUGCCUCUACCUCUUCUUCGCCUUUCCCCUGGGACAGGAAGAGCCUUUUGAGAGUGACGUUCAAGGGCAGAGGAUGUUUGUGCGGAUGCUGCUCAACAUUUGUAGUGAGUCCCAGGGUCUAGAGGGACUUCUCUCGGGAAGCGAGCUCCAGUCUCUACUGAUUGCCACGACCUGUCUUCGCGAGCACAGCUGCUCCUUCUGGAAAGAGCCCACCUUCUGUGUGCUAAGAGCAAUCUCCAAGGCCCAGAACCUCAGCGUCAUACAAUACCUGCAGGCCAUGGACUGUGUCCGCCUCUCGCUCCAGAACCUCUCCAAGCUUGCAGACACACUUCCGGCUCCCGAGGUGAGCGAGGCCGUGACCCUCGUCCUGGGCUUCGUGAAGGAUGCCUACCCUGUCUCCUCGGCUCUGUUCCUGGAGUUUGAGAAUGCAGAGGGCUACCCCCUGCUACUCAAAGUGCUGCUUCGGUAUGACGGGCUGACCAGGGGCGAAGUGGACCCCCACCUGGAGGAGCUCCUCGGGCUGGUGGUGUGGCUGACGACCUGCGGGAGGUCCGAGCUGAAGGUGUUCGACAGCGUCACCUACCCGCAGCUUGAGGGCUUCAAGUUCCAUCACGAGGCCUCUGGGGUGACCGUUAAGAAUCUUCAGGCCUUUCAGGUCCUGCAGAAUGUUUUCCAAAAAUCCAACGACUCUGUCCUUUGCACACAAGUCCUGUUGUCUAUCAAGACCAUGUGGGCUUGGAAUUCUCGGAACUUCUUCCUGCUGGAGUGGACCCUGCAGCCCAUCUCGCAGUUUGUGGAGAUCGUGGCCCUGAAGCCAGCCCUGGUGCAGGUGCACUUUUUCCAGCUUCUGGAAGCCCUGGUCUUUGAGUUGCACUAUGUGCCCCAUGAAAUCCUACAGAAGGUGCAGCGUCUGAUCAAAGAGAGUCCCGAGCCUUCCUGCACCCUCGUGGCCCUGCAGAGCAUCCUCAAGAUUGCCGGCAGGGACCCUCUCUUCACCGACAUCUUCCGGGACUCGGGGCUCCUGGGCCUGCUGCUGGCCCAGCUGCGGAAGCAAGCCAAGAUCAUGAGGAAGUCAGGAAACAAAGAAUUUGCUCCUGGUGCACAGGAUCCAGAAAGAGAACUCACCUGUGUGAUGCUAAGAACUGUGGUCACGCUUCUCGAAGGCUCGGUUCGGAACGCGGUUGUCCUGAAAGACCACGGCAUGGUGCCCUUCAUCAAGAUCUUCCUGGACGAUGAACUCUACCGGGGGGCCUCGCUCAGCAUCCUGGAGCAGCUGUCGGUCAUCAACGCUGAAGAGUACAUGAGCAUCAUUGUGGGCGCUUUGUGCUCGUCCACUCAGGGCGAGCUGCAGCUGAAACUGGACCUCCUGAAUUCUCUGCUCCGGAUCCUGGAGACGCCCAAGGGCCGUGCAGCCUUCCGAGUGUCCAGCGGCUUCAAUGGCUUGCUGUCCCUGCUCUCCGACCUCGAGGGCGCCCUCCAGCAACCCCCGCUGCAGAUGUGGGCGGCGGUGGCACCCCGCCGCCGCCUGGAGCUGCUGGUGCUGCACACCCUCUGCGCCCUGUCAGCGGCGCUACACCUGGACCCCGUCAACGGCGACUUCUUCAGGAAGAACGGGCUGGUUGAGAAGCUGGCCGAGGACCUGUGCCUGCUGGGCUGUUUUGGGACCGCACAGGAGGAGGGGGCCCCUCUGCACCCGUGUGCCGACAGGAAGGCCAGACCCUUUGCUGACUUGCUGCGCGCAGCCCGUUCCUCUAGCUGCCCCUUCCCACCCCGGGUGCAGAGCUGCCUCUGGAUCCUGAGCUUUCUGGACAGCAUGGCCGGCGGCACCCUGCACCUGCGUGGGGACCUGAGGGCGGCUCUGCGGGAGGGAGAAGACGGCGGUGACCCCCAAGGCAGCUUCAAGGAGUGGCCAAACCCGGAGGAGAGGACGGAUGAAGGGGACCCUGUGAUCAUGCACCCUGGGAUGGUAUGCAUCAUGGUGCGGCUGCUGCCUCGGCUAUACCACAAGGAUGACCCACAGCUGAGCGAGGAGGUCCAGUGCUCACUGGCCAGCCACAUCCAGACCCUGGUGAAGUCCGAGAAGAACCGCCAGGUCAUGUGUGAGGCAGGGCUGCUCAGGACCCUCAUGAGCGCCUGCUGCAAGGCCCUGACCACCGCCAGCAGCCCCCUGCACUCACGCCUCAUCAGGAUUUUUGAAAAGCUCGCUUCCCAAGCCAUCGAACCGGACGUGCUCAGACAGUUUCUAGGUCUCGGAAUUCUCCCACUUCCAUCAGCUGCUGGGAAACCCCAUCGUUCGUCUCAUGUGCAGGGAGGAGGCACCCCUGGGUGCUCAGGGUCGCAGACUGCAGCACCUGGCACCAUGGAGGGCCCCUCGGGGGCUGCACCUGAGGGCAGCCCAUGCCCUGGAGUCACGCAGGCUGACAGGGCCUUGGGGGCACCCCGGGAUCCCGGCACCGCCCUUCAGACGGCACUGAGCCUCGUCUCCAUGACAUCCCCCCGCAACCUGCAGCCUCGGCGGGCGGCCCUGGCCCCCUCCUUCGUGGAGUUCGACAUGUCCGUGGAAGGCUAUGGCUGUCUGUUCAUCCCCACCCUGUCCACGGUCAUGGGCAGCAGCACCGAGUACUCCGUGUCCGGCGGGAUCGGGACAGGGACUUCCAGAUCAUUUCCUCCGCCCGGGGGCCUGACCUUCUCCUGCUGGUUCCUGAUCAGCUGGCACGGAGCCACCACCGAGGGCCACCCGCUACGCUUCCUGACACUGGUUCGCCAUCUGGCCAGGACCGAGCAGCCCUUUGUGUGCUUCUCCGUCAGCCUCUGCCCGGACGACCUCUCCUUGGUGGUGUCUACAGAAGAGAAAGCAUUCCAGUCGCUGGAUGUCAUGGAGCCCGAGGACGACGCCGAACCUUCUGCAGGACGCCAGCUGCAGGUCAGGUGUGGCCAGCUGCUGGCUUGUGGUCAGUGGCAUCACCUGGCUGUGGUUGUCACCAAGGAAGUGAAAAGGAGUUGUACCGUUUCCACCUAUUUGGAUGGGCAGGGCAUUGGCUCAGCCAAGAUGUUGUACAUUCAGGCUUUACCAGGACCUUUUCUUUCAAUGGACCCAUCUUCGUUUGUGGAUGUUUAUGGAUACAUCGCUACCCCUCGCAUUUGGAAGCAACGAUCAUCGUUAGUCUGGCGCCUUGGCCCUGCAUACCUGUUUGAAGAAGCCAUUUCAAUGGAAACUCUUGAGUUUAUUAACAAACUUGGCCCAAGAUACUCUGGGAACUUCCAAGCUGUGCAUGGCCAAGGAGAGGACCCAGACAGCGAGGCAACGCCCCUUGUUGCAGAGGAGAGGAUUUCCUUUGGACUUCACGUAGCCAGCUCCUCCUGCACCAGCAUAGCGGAGAUGAGGAAUGCGUACAAUGAGGUGGACAGCCGCCUGGUGGCCAAGGAGAUGAACAUUCCAUCCCGUGACAAUGCCAUGCCUGUGUUCUUGCUGAGGAAUUGUGCUGGCCACCUCUCGGGCUCUCUUCGGACCAUCGGGGCUGUUGCCGUGGGCCCGUUAGGGGUGAGGGUGUUCCACUCCAGCCCCGCUGCCAGCAGCUUGGACUUCAUUGGCGGACCCGCCAUCCUCCUGGGCCUCCUCUCCCUGGCGACGGACGACCACACCACCUACGCAGCUGUGAAAGUCCUGCAUUCCGUCCUGACCAGUAGCCCCAUGUGUGACCGCCUGAUGCAGCACAUCUGCGGGUACCAGGUAAUGGCAUUUCUCCUGAGGAAGAAGAGGUCUUUCCUGAACCACCGAAUUUUCCAGCUGAUCCUCUCUGUCGCCGGCACUGCAGAACUGGGCUUCCAGCCGUCUGCCAUCACCAAUGUUGGAAUCUUCCAGCACAUCCUCUGCAAUUUCGAGCUCUGGAUGAAUACUGCAGACAACCUGGAGCUUGCCCUGUUUUCCCAUCUUGUGGAAAUCCUUCGGUCACCAAGGGAAGGAUCCAGGAAUGCUGAGGUUGCUCACCAGGCGCAGCUUAUACCCAAGCUUGUCUUCCUCUUCAACGAACCAAGCCUCACCCCUUCCAAGAUCCCCACCAUCAUUGACAUCCUGGGAUGCCAGCUGAGGGGCCACUUCAGCAUCCAGGACUUCCUCAGGAUUGGGCUGUUUGUCGUGUACACUCUCAAACCUUCCUCGGAGAACGAGAGGCACCUGUGCGUGGACGGAGCCCUGGACUCUUCUGUGUCUGCUGGAAGCCAAACAUCUGGAAGGACAAUCUGGCUCAGAAACCAGUUGCUGGAGAUGCUUCUCGGUGUGACAUCUUCCCCUCGACUUCAUCGGUCCUCGGAGUCAAAGGAAGAGACGUUCCUGAGCCUGGGCCCCGACUGGUUCCUGCUGCUGCUGCAGGGCCACCUGCACCCCAGCACCACCGUGCUGGCCCUGAAGCUGCUGCUGCACUUCUUGUCAAAUCCUACCCUCCGCGGGCGAUUUAAGGAUGGCCUGCCUGCGGGGUCCUGGGUGGAACACAGCGCCAAGGGCGUGGACAUCAUGAUGGACAACCUGAAGAGCCGCCCUCCCGUGCCCGACGAGAGCCCCUGCCUGCUGCCUGGCUUCCGCAUCUUGACCGACUUCCUGGCCCACCACGUCCACAUCCCUGAAGUCUACCUCGCCGUGUCUGCCUUCCUGCUGCAGAUGCCCCUCGCGGAGCUGGCGGACGGGCCCAAGGACAGCCUCGACGCUAUGCUCCAGUGUCUGCUGCACAAGCACCAGCAGGAAGAGGCCCUCCAGACUGGGCUGUGCGUGGAGGGGGCCUUGCUGCUCUUGGAGAUGCUGAAAGCCACCAUGAGCCAGCCCGCGGCAGGUGCUGAAGACGGCGCCUGGGAGCAGACCUUUCCGGCCAGCGUGCUGCAGUUCCUCGGGCUCGUGUACCGCGCCUGCCCCCAGGACCCGGCGUGGCGGGCCCCGGAGUUCCUGCAGACCUUGGCCACAGUCACCUUCCCCCUGGGAACCCAAAAGGGGACCGUGGCUGAGUCUGCCCGGAACACCAACAGUCCUGCAAUCUCGGCUGAGGGUGACCCCACUGCAGAGGGUCUGCAGGUUCCUGCAAAGUCGCAUCCCGCCCGGAGGCAGCUGAGGGCAUUUAUGCAGUUCCUCUUGAGGGAGCUCCUGGUCGGGGCUGUGGGGUCCAAGCAGUGGCUGCCCCUGGAGGUGCUCUUGGAGGCUCCACUGGACGGUGCCACCAGCCAGCAGAAACGGGACUUCCAGUCUGAGAUCCUGCUGUCCACCAUGGAAAUAUUCCACAUGACGGGCGGUGUCAGCACACCGCUCCCCAGAGGCGGUAAAGAGCCUCAGUUGAACACAGAAGCUGCUGCUGCCCCUUCGCUCACAAACAUCUCCUACUUCACACAGAAACUGGUGGAGAAGCUGUACAGCGGGAUGUUCUCAGCCGACCCCAGCCACAUCCUGCUGUUCAUCACGGAGCAUAUCAUGCUGGUCAUCGAGAACGCCUCUUCUCAAAGGGACGCGGUCAUCAGUGCUUUAUACAGCAGCGCGAAUAAAGUCAUCCUGUACUGCCUGUCCAAGCCCCAGCAGUCCCUCUCCGAGUGCCUCAGCCUUUUCAGCAUCCUGAGCUUUCUCCAGGAGCACUGGGACGUUGUCUUCGCCACCUACAACUCCAACGUCAGCUUCCUCCUCUGUCUCAUGCAUUGUCUGUUCCUGCUCAACGCAAGGAGUUAUCCAGAAGGAUUUGGAUUGGAACCCAAGCCUAGAAUGAGUCCUUAUCAUCAAGUCUUCCUUUCUCCAAAUGAAGACGUGAAAGAAAAAAGAGGGGACGACUUCCCGAGUUUGAACGAUGUUCAGCACAACAUCCAGAAGAUGGUGCGGACUCUCUGGCAGCAGCUCGUGGCACAGAGGCGGCAGACACUGGAGGACACCUUCAAGAUCGAUCUCUCCGUGAAACCUGGAGACAGUGAAGUGAAGAUAGAAGAAGUCACCCCGCUCUGGGAGGAGACGAUGCUCAAGGCUUGGCAGCACUACUUAGCCUCCGAGAAGAAGUCACUGGCCAGCCGCUCGCACGUCGCACACCACAGCAAAGUCACUUCGUGGAGCGAGAGCCUGUCCUCAGCUAUGCGGCUGGUGCCCGGGCGGCAGGCCAAGGACCCAGAGUGCAAGACGGAGGACUUUGUGCCCUGUAUAGAGAACUACAGAAGAAGAGGGCAGGAGCUGUAUGCGUGUUUAUACAAAGAUUACGUGCAGAGGCGGAGCUGUGGCAAUGUCAAGGCAGCCAGAGCCUGGGCCAGGAUCCAGGAGCAGCUUUUCGGGGAGCUGGGCUUGUGGGGCCAGACAGCAGGAGCCACACCCUGCGCCCAGUGGGAGCUUGACUGGAGAGAAGGGCCUGCUCGCAUGAAGAAACGCAUCAGACGCUUGACUCUGCCAGAGGCCCUGUGUCCGGGACAGUGCAAGGAGCACUAUGACAGAAACGGUGAUAUUUCUCAAACAAAUGCUGAAAACCGAGGUGAGCGGAUACCGAAGGAAGCUGAAAACGAGCCAGAGGAGGUGGCGGUGGACUGCACCCAGCUGACGUUCUUCCCUGCCCUACAUGAGAGCCUGCACUCCGAAGAUUUCUUGGAACUGUGUCAUGAAAGACAAGUUAUUUUACAAGAGCUUCUUGAUCAUGAAAAGGUGACACAGAAGUUCUCCCUGGUGAUCGUGCAGGGCCACCUCGUCUCGGAAGGGGUCCUGCUCUUUGGCCGUCAGCACUUCUACAUCUGUGAGAACUUCACACUGUCACCCACGGGCGAUGUCUACUGCACCCUCCACUGCCUGUCCAACAUCAGCGAGCCGUUCAUCUUCAACAUGUGCAGCAAAGAUAGGUCCUCCGACCACUAUUCGUGCCAGCGCCACGGGUAUGGCGACCUCAGGGAGCUCCGACAGGCCCGCUUUCUCCUACAGGACAUCGCCCUGGAGCUCUUUUUCCAAAAUGGAUAUUCCAAGUUUCUUGUUUUCUGCAACGGCGAGCGGAGUAAGGCGUUCAAAAGCUUCUGUUCUUUCCAACCCAGCUUGAAGGGGCGAGGCACCGCAGAGGACCCCCUCAGUCUAAGGAGACACGCCAGCUUCGACAGGACAAUGCUGCAGAGGUGGCAGAGAAGGGACAUCAGCAAUUUUGAGUAUCUCAUGUACCUCAACACACUGGCCGGGAGGACCUACAACGACUACAUGCAGUACCCGGUGUUCCCCUGGGUCCUCGCAGACUACAGCUCAGAGGUGUUGAACUUGACGAAUCCCAAGACUUUCCGGGAUCUGUCGAAGCCCAUGGGAGCCCAGACCAAGGAAAGGAAGCUGAAAUUUAUGCAGCGGUUUAAAGAAGUGGAGAAGACCGAAGGGGACAUGACGGUCCAGUGUCACUACUACACCCACUAUUCCUCAGCCAUCAUCGUCGCCUCCUACCUGGUCCGGAUGCCCCCCUUCACCCAGGCCUUCUGCUCUCUGCAGGGCGGAAGCUUCGAUGUGGCAGACAGAAUGUUCCACAGUGUGCGGAGCACGUGGGAGUCUGCCUCCAGGGAGAACAUGAGUGACGUCCGGGAGCUGACCCCGGAGUUCUUCUACCUGCCCGAGUUCCUGACCAACCACAACGCGCUGGAGUUCGGCUGCAUGCAGGACGGGACGGCUCUCGGUGACGUGCAACUCCCGCCCUGGGCCGACGGGGACCCCCGGAAGUUCAUCAGCCUGCACAGACAGGCUCUGGAGAGCGACUUCGUCAGUGCCCACCUCCACCACUGGAUAGACCUCAUUUUCGGGUACAGGCAGCAGGGCCCAGCUGCAGUGGAGGCCACCAAUACCUUCCACCCCUACUUCUAUGGUGACAGAGUGGACCUCAGCAGCAUCAGUGACCCCCUGAUCAAGAGCACCAUCCUGGGGUUCAUCAGCAACUUCGGACAGGUGCCCAAACAGCUCUUUACCAAACCCCACCCGGUCAGGACUGCGGUUAAGCCUGCCCCUGGAAAGGAUGUGUCUGCACCAUCCAGCCUGCCCGGGCACCCACAGCCCUUCUUCCACAGCCUGUCAGCGCUGAAGCCUUCCCAGGUCACAGUCAAAGAUAUGUACCUCUUCUCUCUAGGCUCCGAGUCCCCCAAAGGGGCCAUCGGCCACAUCGUGCCUACAGAGAAGAGCAUCCUGGCCGUGGAGAGGAACAAGGUGCUGCUGCCCCCGCUCUGGAGCACGACCUUCAGCUGGGGCUUCGACGACCUCGGCUGCUGCCUGGAGAGCUACGGCUCCGACAGGGUCCUGCUGACGUUUGAGAACCUGGCUGCCUGGGGCCGCUGCCUGUGCGCCGUGUGUCCGUCCCCCACGCUAAUUGUCACCGCCGGGGCCAGCAGCGUGGUGUGUGUGUGGGAACUCCAGACAGCCAAAGGCCGCCCCAGAGGCCUGCAGCUCCGGCAGGCCUUAUACGGGCACUCGCAGGCUGUCACGUGCCUGGCCGCCUCCGUCUCCUUCAGCCUGCUGGUGAGUGGCUCGCAGGACUGCACGUGCAUCCUGUGGGACUUGGACCACCUCACCCACGUGGCCCGCCUGCCUGCCCACCGGGAGGGCAUCUCGGCCAUCGCCAUCAGUGAUGUCUCGGGCACUGUCGUCUCCUGCGCAGGACCCCACUUGUCCCUGUGGGAUGUCAACGGGCAGCCCUUGGCCAGCAUCACCACAGCCUGGGGGCCCGAAGGAGCCAUAACCUGCUGCUGUGUGCUGGAGGGGCCUGCGUGGGACACAAGCCAUGUUAUUGUCACUGGGAGUCAAGACGGCAUGGUCCGGAUUUGGAAGACUGAGGACGUGAAGAUGUCUGUCCCCGAGCGGGCAGCAGGAGAGCCAUCAGCUCAGCCUCCGAGCCCAAGAGGCCACAAGUGGGAGAAGAACCUUGCCCUGAGCCGGGAGCUGGACAUCAGCCUUGCUCUGACGGGAAGGACCAGCAAGGCCAGCCCUGCAGUGACAGCGCUGGCUGUGUCCAGAAACCAGACCAAACUCCUGGUCGGCGAUGAGAAGGGGAGAAUAUUCUGCUGGUCUGCAGACGGGUAGGAGGGCGGCGGCGCGGACGCUCUGGCCUGCAGCAGGUGCCUGGAGCGGCAGCAGCCCAGGCAGAGGCAGCGGUGAUCUGGGCCUGGGCCGUCUGGAAAGGAAGCCUGGGAUGUCUUCUCCCACGGCUCUCCAGGAGGAGCCUCUGCGAUCAGAGCUUUGCGUCCUGGACCCUCCCGCGGCCCCUCGGACCUUGGCCUUGGAUUCUACAUCCAUAUGCUCCCUUUUUUACAUUUAGUGGCUAUUGUUGUUUUUGUUGUUUUGUACCUUAGGGUAUGUGCACUUACCAAAGAGAGACAGAGAGAAGAAAAGUGAGAAGUCACCCCUAGGCUGGACGGUCAUGCUUCAGUUCCUUCUCCUCCAUUAUCCCUGGGACUUGGAGCAUGCACACACACAUGCCUGGCCUGAUUUUCAAGCUGUCGGGUCUGGGACUUGAACCUCGGUUGGCCAUGUGGAAGUCCAGCACCUUAACCACCCUGCAGAAGGGUAUACUUCUCCAAAAAGAUAGUGCACACAUUCGGGCUGCAAACUGACCUGUGGCUCCCAGGCACCAGAAUUACACACCGAGCCUUGAAGAGGGCUCACUGCACUGAAAACAAAAAGGCUCCUUACUGGAAACUAGCGGAAAAGAUUGUAUUGUCUUUAUUUUAUUAAAGUAAUGAACUUCCCAA